Messenger RNA from Entamoeba invadens IP1, 1548 nucleotides. RefSeq names its product NEDD8-activating enzyme E1 regulatory subunit, putative. Gene Ontology annotation, cellular component: cytoplasm; SUMO activating enzyme complex. The transcript has a single exon. NCBI's taxonomy places the organism in Eukaryota, Evosea, Mastigamoebida, Endamoebidae. The record is from RefSeq and is a predicted model, not a curated record. Bases 1 to 1548 code for a protein of 515 amino acids. Gene Ontology annotation, molecular function: SUMO activating enzyme activity; NEDD8 activating enzyme activity. Gene Ontology annotation, biological process: protein neddylation; protein sumoylation.
AUGGCACAACCACAAACAGAUGCUCAAAAAUACGACAGACAGCUCCGACUUUGGGGUGAAGUUGCACAGUCCCGUCUUGAGUCAUCACGUGUUCUCUCGAUUGGCAGUGAUUGUGUCAGUGUUGAAUUUCUGAAAGCUAUUGUUCUUCCAGGCAUUGGAUUUAUCGGUGUUGCUGACGACAAAGUUGUUGAUGCUGUUGACCUUGAGACAAACUUUUUCAUCGACAUUGAUCAAGUAGGACAAAAGCGAGGUCAAUGUGUUCUGAAUAAUUUGUUAGAGUUGAAUGAUCGAGUCAAAGGUGAGUUCAUUGACAUGUCUAUUGACAAAGUUGUUGAGAAGAGUGAGAUAUACAACGACUAUGAUAUCUUCGUGUGUUGCAAUCAACCCCACAAAUAUGUUGUUGAGAUGUCAAAGAGAACAAAAAGCCCAGUGUUUGAAGUGGAGACCAAUGGGUUCUUGGGAUUAGUCAAAGUGUAUGUUGAGUCACAAGUUGUGUUUGACGAUGGCAAUGUUAAUGUCCCAAUGGAUUUAAGAAUCCCAUCACCUUUCCCACUCUUCCAAGACUUCUAUAACACCUUCGACUUCACAAAAAUGGACAAAGACACCCAUCAACAUGUGCCAUUCCCCAUCAUUUUGAUCUUCGCAUUGAACAAAUGGAGACAAGAACACAACACAACGGGUAUCCCAAAGACCAGUGACGAUAAAAAACAGAUUAAAGAAAUUAUCAAGAAAGAGUCUCACUGCUUAUUUGCAGAGGAGAAUUUCCAAGAGGCAUAUAAUAUGUCAUUCUAUACGUUCCAAACAACACCAGUCAGUGUACUCGAACUUUUGAAAGACAAGAGAUGCACUGGAAGGUUGACUGAAAUGACUAAGGAACAAAUUGAAUUCUGGGGUUUCUUGGGAGCCGUUAAAGUGUUUUACGAGAAGCACAACAGAACUCCAAUAGAUUCUGGAAUUAAAGAUAUGAUAUCGAGCAACACGUUCUUUGUGAAGCUACAAGAAGUCUUCACAAAACAACUUGACAUCGACGCAAACGAAAUUUUGAAAACCGCUGAAGAGAGGCUGAACGCCGAAAAAGUCGAGAAAUUUAAAUUUACAUUAGAAGGUGUCAAAAGACUCUGCAAGGCAUUGAGAAAAAUGUACGUUGUUGAUGGAGUCAAUGGAGAGACUAACCAGAAGUGGGACACCGUUGACGAGUAUGAACUCACACAGCCACAAUCGAUUUUGAUGUACUUGGCUGUGAUGUAUGCAGUUCAAGAUUUCAAUGAGAAGCAUGGAAAGUUCCCAGUAGGUAAUGGUGAUGUUGCUGAGUUGUUGGGACUCACCAAAAAGGUGUUGGAGAGGAAGGAAGCUAAAGUGGAAGUGGACAAAACAUGUGUCGAGCAGUUGGCUAGGUUUGGAGGUGUUCAAAUCCACUCUGCGAACUCUGUUGUUGGGUCAUUUGUGGGCCAGGAAGUAAUCAAAUACGCUGCACACCAAUUUGGAUGUCUUAACAACACUUUUGUGUUUAACACCGAAAACUGUUUGAGCAUCCAUGGACAUUACUAA